AUGGAACCAGAUGAGUCUUUCGUGGCCACUCCGAUCAAUCCCAAUAAUUUCCCUGCAAAGCUGUGGCGUCUUGUGAACAGCCCGCUCUACCAGUCCAUCUGCUGGGACUCCUCUGGGGAUGGAGUUAUCAUUGACCAGCAGUUAUUUGAGUCUGAGCUGCUUUGCCCUUCGAGGGGAAUGGCUGAGGCCACAGACUUGUUUAAGACCACUAACUUCACCAGUUUUAUCCGCCAACUCAAUCUCUAUGGUUUCAGGAAGUUAUGUCUAGGAUCUGGCAGUAGCACUGGUCUCCAUCAUCCUGGGGGGGAUCUGGGAACUGGAGAUGGCAACGUUCACCAUUUCUACAAUGACCAUUUUCAAAAAGGGCGACCUGAUCUGCUUGUCAAUUUGAAGAGACUGACGAGCACUAACAAAGCCAAGCUGGCGGCGGGCCUGGAAGUAACUUCUCGCCCACCGAACCGCUACCAAAGAAUGCUUGCCAGUUCUCUAACAGAGGACAGUAGAGAAGAUAGCCAAGAUAAAGAUCAUAUUGUGCUCAGUAAGCCCGAUAACGAGGAUUACACUGUCAAGAUAAAUUGUGGAUACAGAACCCAAAUAAGUUCAUACAGUGCUCAGGGACACGGCAUAUGUAGUCAGAAAAUGGGAUGUUUUUAUCCUGACCUACAGCACUUUCCAACAGACAUCACUUACACAAUGCAAUCUUCUGCCAAGUCGGUACAUGUGCAACAAGGUCUCCCCUCCAUGCCAGGAUCAGUGCAGAGAUAUAGUGGCUAUAUGCCACAUCCUGCACAGUACCUCCCAGUCAUAUUAACCCAGCAGAACCGUCCAAUGCAUCCUUCUUUUCCCAUGGAAUUCUUUCACACAGGCUGGCCAUCAAGUGAAUCAAGUGAGUUCAGAAAAGACGAGAUGAAUCUAGAGAAUGUUUUCCAGUUUGCGGAUGAGCUACAAUCUUCUUCUCAGUUGGAAAUUGUGAAGCUGGAUACAGUAGAAAGUCUUGUGGGGCCAGCAGCAUCACCUUUACAAAAUGAGAAUGUCGCAAUGGCAGUGCGCCCAGGAAACGAUGAGGCUUAUUGUAGUCAGACGGACCACUUGGAACCUUUACUACAUGCUGAUAUCACAACAGAGGCUUUAUUAGUGGACCAGCCUCACAAUUGUACAAGUCCAUUGACUUCAGCCUAUGUCUGUCCUCUCAGUACUGAUCACACAGAAGUUGACAUGAAUACAUCUUCAGAUGCAGACAAAACCUUGUGCGUUGAUGAAGUGGAUUUACUCGCUUCUGAUGUCCUUUUUUCUCCAAGUCAAAUAGCAACUUGUGAUCACAUGCAUAGUACAAACGGGAAAGCAAAAUUUGAAAAAUGA
Molecule: messenger RNA, 1359 nt
Organism: Bufo bufo (common toad)
Lineage: Eukaryota; Metazoa; Chordata; Amphibia; Anura; Bufonidae
Gene: HSF5
Product: heat shock transcription factor 5
Biological process (GO): regulation of DNA-templated transcription
Molecular function (GO): sequence-specific DNA binding; DNA-binding transcription factor activity
Source: RefSeq, a predicted model, not a curated record